Messenger RNA from Arachis ipaensis, 834 nucleotides. The record is from RefSeq and is a predicted model, not a curated record. NCBI's taxonomy places the organism in Eukaryota, Viridiplantae, Streptophyta, Magnoliopsida, Fabales, Fabaceae.
AUGACUAAUCAUUCGGAAAUUCAGCAUCACUCUCAAACUAACGCUGACCUCAUAACCGCUAAUGCCGCCCUCCUAGCAGAAAAUCAGCGGAUGGCCGAGCUAUUGGCAGCAUUGCAAAACAACGGAGAUCGAAAGGUCGACAGUAAGAAAACAAACGCUGAUCAGCACGAAGAACAUCAAUCAGAAUCCAACGCAAAGACAGGGGAAACACCCCCAAAAAAUGGAAGGCGACGGACCAACCCGUUUUCCGAAGAAAUAAUGAACUUCAAAAUGCCUAAGAAUUUUACGCUCCCUAUGACCCUAACACCGUAUAAGGGGAUCGGAGAUCCUAAAGUCCAUGUCACAAAAUUUGAAUCCAUGAUGUUCCUCAACAGUGACUCCGAUCCCAUCUUAUGCCGAUCUUUCCCAACCUUUUUAGACGGAGCUGCCUUAUUAUGGUUUUUUAAUUUGCCUGCAGGGUCCAUAACUAACUUUGAUGAGUUCGCCAAGAUGUUCAUCAAUCAUGUUGCAGCGUCUAAGAUUUAUAUAAGAGACUCAAACUACCUCAGCACAAUCAAGCAAGGGCAACACGAAAGCUUGAAGGACUACAUGACACACUUCACGACAGGAGCCAUGGAGAUCCCCGAUCUUAACCCGGAAGUGCAGUUACAUGCCAUCAAGAGCGGCCUCCGACCUGGGAAGUUCCAGGAAGCCAUUGCCGCGGCAAAAUCGAAGACAUUGGAGAAAUUCCAAGAUAAAGCAACCAGUCAAAUCGAGAUAGAGGAGUUGCGUGAGACUCAGAGAAGUGAAAGACCAUCGUUCAGGAAGGAAGAGGACAGGCCCUACAGGUCCUAA